AUGCUCCCCAACAAGAACUCAAUCUACGUAAUAUCGAUCCCGCUCACCACUGCCCGCUCUUUUAUCUACUGCAAUCAUCGCCCACUCAUUCAAAGUCGUGCGCCAUUAAUCACCAAAGUUGAAACCAAGGCAAUAAAUCUCGCAACAAAAGGAUGGAAUAAGUUAGCCUCGUCGAAAGUCUCGGCAAAUGUCAAGAUUGUCGAGUGGAUACGCAAGUUGCUUGCAACGAUCCCCUAUGAGGAGAAUUGUCUUCGAUCUUUCCCCAGCAAGCAAGCAAUGAUUAGAGAAAUUAAUGAGGAAAGUUUGCAUUUGUUCAAGCCGGUGGAAAAGGAUACCAAGGGACUUAUUCACCAAUCAGAUGUCAAACAGUUGGACAUCCCUGAUAGCCAAUUGAAGCCGAUACCAUUGUACCAUGCAAAAUAUCAACCUCCUUCAACAAUUCUCACAGAAUUGGUCCACUUUAGAACUGAUAAUUACCAAAAACACAAGAAUGGAGCAAUUUUAUGUGCUAUUGGCAUUCCAUUGACUUUGCCAUUUGCAUUGGUACCGGUGCUCCCCAAUGUUCCCGGUUUCUACCUUGCUUAUAGAUUGUACUGUCAUGUCAAAGCAUUAAUGGGUAUCAAAAACUUGGAUUAUUUAUUAGACAAGAAUGCGUCACAUAUUAGAUUUGCAGAGCUUGAUGAUGGGGUGUUUGGGAAGGGGGAGCAAGGGAAGGAACAACAAGAGCAAUUAUUGAUCACCCCAGAGAUAAUAGACACCCUUGUCAACAAACUAUCCUUGCCCAUUAAAGACGAUUUGGUUAAAGCAAUGAAUCAAACUGAGAAACGAUUAAAAAAGAGUAAACCAUUAGACUAA
Molecule: messenger RNA, 855 nt
Organism: Lodderomyces theae
Lineage: Eukaryota; Fungi; Ascomycota; Pichiomycetes; Serinales; Debaryomycetaceae
Exons: 1
Coding region: 1-855 (284 amino acids)
Biological process (GO): proton transmembrane transport; potassium ion transport
Cellular component (GO): mitochondrial inner membrane
Source: RefSeq, a predicted model, not a curated record